This is a messenger RNA of Canariomyces notabilis, 1207 nucleotides long. Its product is annotated as RNA-binding domain-containing protein. The record is from RefSeq and is a predicted model, not a curated record. Gene Ontology annotation, cellular component: nucleus; cytoplasm. The transcript has 2 exons. NCBI's taxonomy places the organism in Eukaryota, Fungi, Ascomycota, Sordariomycetes, Sordariales, Chaetomiaceae. The coding region runs from base 147 to 1070 and encodes 307 amino acids. Gene Ontology annotation, molecular function: mRNA binding.
CCCUUGAACCCUGUCCUCUCAAGAAACCCAAGACUCUUUUAGAGUCCCUUUUGCCUUAGUCAAUGCCGAGAGACUAAAAUUUGCUCUGUUCGAAAAUCCGCACGGCGACGACUUACUCAUUUCACAGUUCAAAGUCAAACCUCACAAUGGACAUCGGUACAGAACAGCAGCAGGGCGAUGCUCUCUCAGAGGGCCGGCGCAUCUACCUGGGCAACCUGCUCUAUGCGGUCACUCCCAGCAACAUUGAAGAUUUGCUGCGAGAGUCCGGAUAUGGCGACUCAUUGGAGAAGCUGCAUAUCUCAGUCGACCCCGUGAGUGGAAGGAACCCCGGCUACUGCUUCGUUGAGUUCACGACGCGCGAAGCGGCCGACCGGGCACUGGAAUCGCUGCCCGGCAAGCUUCUCUUCAACCGCCCCAUCAAGGUCGGGCCGUGCCAUCCCAAGACGCCUCAUCAGUCUCGCUGGCGCGGCAGUCGUGGCGCUGAGUAUACCCCGACCUUCCAGCGUUGGGGUGACUGGAAAGGGAGCCCCGAGAACGCCGGUCGGCGCGGUCAGCCGCGGGAAGAACAGGGCCCGUAUGCGGCAGUCCAGCAUAUAGAAGAGAGGAGCAGUCGCCCACGGUCAGGCAUCAACACGACACAGCUUUACAUUGGCGGCCUGGAUAUCAUGAUCAACCAGGAGCACCAUGACACCGAGAUGCAAAGGCUGCUAGAGGGUUUCGAAUACGUCGCCAUUGGCAAGCGGAUCACUCCGCCAGCGGCAACAAGGUCUCUACCAGGUCGCCACCAUUAUUGUUUCGUCGAUUUCAGCUCAGCCGAAGAAGCCGAGAGAGCGAUCAAGGCCUUGGAUAGUAGGCCGUUCAAAGGAAGCCCCUUGCGCGUUCGUCACAGCACAAAAAGGAUGCCCGACUUGGACUGGAAGAAAGUAACCGGCGGCCCUCGCGACUCCAGUCAGCCUGCCAUGGGCGGGCAGCAGGGCCGGCAGGAUGACCCGGACAGGAGGGAGCGCAGCGAGAGGCAGAGGGCCAUCAUGACGGCCAGCAGCUGGCGGACUGGUCCCAAUGCCAACUGAGACUGCAUAGUAAUGCUAUGGGAGACCAGCCUAUAUUUGAAUCGGCUUUCGGCGGCAAUGGCGCUACUAUACUACCCGUAGUAACCGUCCGACAGGAGACUACUCGAAAUACAUACAUUAGGAGCAUCGCUCUUCGC